AUGCCCGCCGCUACGGAGCCCAACUCGCGCUCGCCAUCUCCCACGCCUGCCCCACCCAUUGCAGAUGCGCCAGGCCCACGCGCGCAAGGUCUCAUCAAUGUCUUCAACCAAGCCUCCAAAGCGACACUGGACAAAUGCUCAUACAAGAACUUUGCAUCAUGUUUCCCCACGGCUGCGCAAUACAGUCCCGAGGUGCUAGACAACUUGCGCGGUCAGAUUGUCGAUCAACUGGACCGCACUUGGAAGACCAACUUCGAGGACAUCAUGGAGCGUAGGAACGUGGUCAAGCUGUUGAACUUGCUGGACCAGUGCAUUGAAGAUGCAAAGUUGAGGAAGAAGCGCGCUGAGCUCAGCGCAAACGGUGGUGCUGUAGAAACGCCUGUGCCGCCACAUACUCUGACUCCCUCGGAGAUCCACCUUGCCCAUCUCAUGCCAUUCCUCGAGCAACAAGCCGCUGAGAUGAACACCAAGCUCUCCAAGACGCAGGCAUCGAAUACAGAACUUCUUUCGACCGUGACCGCGCAACGCACAGAAAUUGAGGCGCUGGUACGGGGCUUGGAGAACGUCAUACAAGACCUAGAGGUCAGCGCACAAGUGAUGGCACAGGACGAUGUGCAAGGACUCAGCAAAGAGAUCAAAGAGCUGGAGACGGAGAUGAAGACCGACACCGCCAACGAGGCGCCCUACUCUGCCAUAUCGCUCGCAGCUCCAGCACAUGCAGAUGUACAACAGUGCUUGCUCACGCACUCGACUGAAUGUCUGGACGAUAUGAUCCAUUUUCAUCACGCCAUGGACACCGUCGAGAUGACUUGA
Messenger RNA from Parastagonospora nodorum SN15, 813 nucleotides. RefSeq lists its product as hypothetical. The transcript is spliced from 3 exons. Bases 1 to 813 code for a protein of 270 amino acids. Gene Ontology annotation, cellular component: MIS12/MIND type complex. Gene Ontology annotation, biological process: chromosome segregation. Lineage: Eukaryota; Fungi; Ascomycota; Dothideomycetes; Pleosporales; Phaeosphaeriaceae. The record is from RefSeq and is a predicted model, not a curated record.